GCGGAUAACCUCAAAGAAAUUGAAAUAAUAGUUUAGUUCUAAAGUUACUCAUUAUCACAUAAAAAUAUUUACGUUUGUAGUAUGAAAGGAAGCGCAUUGCGUCAGUAGUUAAAGUACAUUCAUUGUUGUAAUAACGAAUCAAGUAUGAACUGUGUGAGAUUAUUGAACGCGAGCCAUAGAAAUAUAUUCAAACUUUCUUCAAUCAAAUAUGCUACCCAUCCACUGAAGUUUAUGGAAGCACAGAAAAAAUGGCAAGAGAAAGAUGGUGUAUCGAAGCGGUGGCAGUUGAUAUACAAAGCGCCCAUGGAUACACAACUAAAUUAUACUACGACAUACCUCACCCUAUCGACCGUCGCUGCGGCUGCGGGCGGAGUUUACUAUGCUGCAGUGUUCGACAAAAGCACAUUGAAUGAACCAGUAGUGAUAGGAACCGAUGUUGUUAUAGCCAAUAGUCCGACCGAAUGCCUUAUUUACCUCGGAGCAUUUGUUGCCUUUCAUGUAAUGCUCAAAGUUUUACUCAACAAAUAUGUUCUGCGACUCUACCAGGACGGAGACAACUACAUAGCCGUGUUCAGAGGGCACAUGUUUAAUACCAUCUUCAAACACAAGUUCCAUCUAAAGGAAUUUAAAAAGCUGAACCCUACUAUUUUUGUGUCCUGGGGUGAUGCUAGAUUUGACCUAGGAAAUAAGCAUGGAAUAAUCCUUGAGAACUACUUCAAAACUCCGGAGCACUUUAAUUAUUUAUUGUACAAAAAUCAGAGACACAAGCCUGAAGAUGAUGAUGAGUAAUUAAGUCCUAAUCAUAAGUAUAAAAAUCUA
Cydia splendana is the source of this 819-nucleotide messenger RNA. RefSeq lists its product as uncharacterized. The record is from RefSeq and is a predicted model, not a curated record. The coding region runs from base 145 to 789 and encodes 214 amino acids. NCBI's taxonomy places the organism in Eukaryota, Metazoa, Arthropoda, Insecta, Lepidoptera, Tortricidae. The transcript has a single exon.